This is a messenger RNA of Leptonychotes weddellii (Weddell seal), 1240 nucleotides long. Lineage: Eukaryota; Metazoa; Chordata; Mammalia; Carnivora; Phocidae. The record is from RefSeq and is a predicted model, not a curated record.
ACCGGAGCCCCUCUUGCAGGUGUUUGGUGACAUGGAGCAGGUGCGGAUGACCUCGGAGGGCUCCGACUGUCGCUGCAAGUGCAUCAUGCGGCCGCUGAGCAAGGACGCUUGCAGCCGAGUGCGCAGCGGGCAGGCCCGGGUGGAGGACUACUACACUGUGGAGACGGUGAGCUCGGGGACCGACUGCCGCUGCUCCUGCACGGCGCCACCCUCCUCGCUCAACCCCUGCGAGAACGAGUGGAAGAUGGAGAAGCUCAAGAAGCAGGCACCCGAGCUCCUCAAGCUCCAGUCCAUGGUGGAUCUCCUGGAGGGCACCUUGUACAGCAUGGACCUGAUGAAAGUGCACGCCUAUGUCCACAAGGUGGCCUCCCAGAUGAACACGCUGGAAGAGAACGUCAAGCUGAACCUGAGCCGGGAGAACGAGGUAGUGAAGGAGAGCAUGCGCCACCUGAGCGAGCAGCUGAAGCGCUAUGAGAAUCACUCGGCCAUCAUGAUGGGCAUCAAGAAGGAGCUCUCCAGCCUGGGCCUCCAGCUGCUGCAGAAGGACGCAGCCCCGGCCUCGGCCGCUGCCCCAGCACCCGGCCCUGCCAGCAAGGCUCAGGACACAGCUGGAGGGAAAGGCAAAGACAACAACAAAUACGUCAACGUUCAGAAGACCUUUGCAGACAGGGGCCUCACAAAACCUCCUAAGGAGAAGCUGCUGAAGGUGGAGAAGCUGAGGAAGGAGGGCGGCAAGAGCAGAUUGCCCCAACCCACAGCCAAGCCCCGGACCCUGACCCAGCAGCAGGCCAUAAUCCGAGGCAUCACCUACUACAAGGCGGGCGGGAAGGAGGUGACUGAGGCCGUGGCCGACAACGCCCUCAAGAGCACUUCCUGGCUAGAACAGCGGCCGCCCAGGGUGGAGGGCAGGUCACCGGAGCCCAACUCAGCGGAACAUGACAAGGCUGGGCCCAGGGCCUCAGAGGGAGCGGACCUGGCCUCUGGCACUCUCAGUUCCGACCCUGUCACCACCCCCACCCUGACUCCCACCGCCCGGCCCCAGCCCACCGAGCCACCUUCACAUCCAGAUGUCCCAAGCCAAGGUGAGUAAUUUGAAUUUAGAACACGGAAGAACUGUGUUCUUCAUAAAAUUCGCAGCUGCCACAGUGGCGGAAUCAAUGUUUUGUGCAAUGAUUUAACAAUGCUUUCAAGACUAGAUGGCUGGUUGGGAUCCAAGAGGAUGACAUCUAACCAGCAUAAG